CAAAUGAACACGAGGAAGAAACCAGCAGCGUAUCCACAACAAUAGUUGUGGUUCUGCUUGUCUGUGUCGCGCAACAGCUUCGUAAAAAUGUCGCAAAACCGUCCAGAAAAAGACGACCCCGCGUUAGACGCUAAAAAGACAAUCUCUCUGCCCAUCUCUAGAGUCCGGUUGAUCAUGAAAAGCUCUCCAGAUGUCUCCAGCAUCAACCAAGACGCUCUCUUUCUCACCACCAAGGCUACAGAGCUGUUCGUCCAGCACCUGGCUCGGUCCUCGUUCAAUAACGGCUGUGGGAAGGAAUCGAACUCGCUGUCAUACAGCGACCUGGCGAAAACCGCAGAAGAGACCGAGACUUUCCACUUUCUCACAGAUAUUUUGCCCAAGAAGAUCUUGGCUCGGGAUUACUUGAAGUCUUUGGAACAGAUGCAAGAGGAAGAUGCGGAUUUAUAGGAAUAAGCUAAUCUGUUUGAAUAUUUUUUUACUCAAAAGGGGCUUUCCCAAAGACAUUUACUGCUUUUAAGUAAGAUCAGCUCAUGUGUUGUUGUUUUUUUUUGUUGGAAAUAAUAUUAAACUAAGAUAAUUCUAAGAUUAGAAAUGAAGACUUUCAAUUAUAGAUGCCACACAAUGUCUUUUAAGAAUGGCUGAAAUUAAUUUAAGCAAAUGUUACUAUUCACACUGUUCAGCGUCAGACAAAUCUACUUGGCUGUAAGUUUACGGUUUUAGCAAAGAUUAUUUUAUUUGGCUUUGAUAGUUGGCUUCAUAUUUUCUACCGUGCUUUAGUAAAAUAUGUACAUGGACUUGAAGUGAAACUUGGAAAUCCAUUACACACAAUUGCGGCAAAAACAUUCGCUACCACCUUAAAACACAACUCCACAAAUGCUUUGUUGUCCAGCAUUAAUGUCCUGUUCUAAGACGUAAUCUGACAUGACUUAACCACCUAUAAGACGACGUGGUUAUGGUAACAAAUGUCUGCAUAUUGUAGAAGAAGCUGAAGAUGUGUCCCAAACCCCAUCAGUAGAUGGGGAAUAUUUUUAUCUUAAAAACAUCCCCUAUGUAUAUUCAUUUUUUAAAAUAAAACCCCACUUUUUUCAUGUCCAAGUGACUCAUAAAAAUUUUCUGAAUGUU
Oryzias latipes (Japanese medaka) is the source of this 1122-nucleotide messenger RNA. RefSeq names its product chromatin accessibility complex subunit 1 (gene chrac1). Gene Ontology annotation, cellular component: CHRAC; nucleus. Gene Ontology annotation, molecular function: protein heterodimerization activity. NCBI's taxonomy places the organism in Eukaryota, Metazoa, Chordata, Actinopteri, Beloniformes, Adrianichthyidae. Gene Ontology annotation, biological process: DNA-templated DNA replication; chromatin remodeling. The record is from RefSeq and is a predicted model, not a curated record.